Mucor velutinosus is the source of this 1290-nucleotide messenger RNA. RefSeq lists its product as uncharacterized. Gene Ontology annotation, molecular function: ATP binding; protein serine/threonine kinase activity. Gene Ontology annotation, biological process: peptidyl-serine phosphorylation; endocytosis; signal transduction. The transcript has 6 exons. Lineage: Eukaryota; Fungi; Mucoromycota; Mucoromycetes; Mucorales; Mucoraceae. Bases 1 to 1290 code for a protein of 429 amino acids. Gene Ontology annotation, cellular component: cytoplasm; nucleus. The record is from RefSeq and is a predicted model, not a curated record.
AUGACUGCACAUCAUUCAUCAGUACAUAAGAGCUCAUCGCAAUCAUCCACCAACAUUGUGGGCGUGCAUUACCGAGUGGGUAAAAAGCUGGGCGAAGGCAGUUUUGGUGUGAUUUAUGAAGGCAUCAAUUUACUCAACAACCAGCCAGUGGCCAUCAAGUUUGAACCUAGAAAAAGCGAUGCCCCUCAGUUGAGAGAUGAGCAUCGAUCUUAUAAAAUCAUGGCAGGAUCUCCCGGUGUUCCGAACGCUUAUUAUUUUGGUCAAGAGGGAUUGCACAAUAUUCUUGUGAUCGAUUUAUUAGGGCCAAGUUUAGAAGAUUUAUUUGACAUGUGUGGAAGAAAGCAUUCCGUAAAGACUGUAGCCAUGCUCGCCAAGCAAAUGAUCAAUCGUGUAGAGAGUGUCCAUGAAAGAAACUUGAUUUAUAGAGACAUCAAACCAGACAACUUUCUCAUUGGUCGUCCAGGAACCAAAUAUGCCAAUAUGGUGUUCAUGAUUGAUUACGGAAUGGCGAAAUUGUAUCGUGAUCCAAAAACCAAGCAACAUAUACCUUACCGAGAACGUAAAAGCUUGUCGGGAACAGCUAGAUACAUGAGUAUCAAUACCCAUUUAGGAAGAGAGCAAUCAAGAAGAGAUGAUUUAGAAUCAUUAGGUCAUGUAUUUAUGUACUUUUUGCGAGGUUCACUACCAUGGCAAGGACUCAAAGCAGCUACCAACAAGCAGAAAUACGAGAGGAUUGGUGAAAAGAAGCAAACGACACCCGUGAAAGAGCUAUGCGAUGGAUUUCCAGAGGAAUUCGGCAUCUACUUGCAAUAUGUGCGUAAAUUAGGAUUUGAGGAAUCGCCAGACUAUGACUUUUUAAGAGAGCUCUUUAAUAAAGUCCUGCGUCGCAUGGGAGAAUCGGAUGAUGGCGUAUACGACUGGAUGCUGAAUGGCAAGAUGGAGACUCGCGAAAGCCGACGUCAAGCCAGAGAGGAACAGCAGCUACAGCAAUCCAAAUCUCGUCGAUCCAAUACGCCCAAUUCUGUGAAACGACAUGCAUCACACCCAAAGAUAUCCCAAAAUACCAAUAUUCCACCUUUACCUAUAACUAAUACUACAACUACUACUGCCAACAAUAUGCCAACUACACCUACUGCUGCCAUGACAACAACGAAUGCCAAUGAUGCCUAUACGAAAAUGCCUGAGCCCACGCAUGGCGUUACCAACAAUUAUGAUCAAGAAACAAAUAAGCAUGAACAUCGUGGAUUUUGGCAUAGUUUCAUGUCUUUGAUGACAUGUGGCACUCAUUAA